CAAAUCGUCCCAGACUCCCGUCUUCUGUUGUCGACAGUCUCGAGGGGUGCGUCAAAAGUUUUUCUAAACGUGGACGAGGGGGGAAAUCGUUGCAGCAGAUGUAAAAUUCCUUAUCAGACAUAGAUCGUAUUUCGUGCACUCUACCCUUGAGAAACAUUUGAGUCCUAGUCCCGACUUCAUUCUUACUCGUGGCGUCAACGUGGCAGCUCGCUUCCUUAAGAGAAUGAAAACGUCCAUCGGGGAGUUUAUUACAGUGGGACUUUGCGUCUUUUUAUUUGCAAGCUGCACACAGGCCACCUUUCGCGAUGAUCCCACUGUUCUCGUUACUUUGCUCGUCAGAAACAAAGCUCACACCCUACCCUAUUUCUUAAAAUUAUUCGAAGAGUUGGACUACCCCAAAAAUAGAUUGACAUUAUGGAUCAAGAGCGAUCAGAACCAAGAUCAGAGUCUGGAGAUUAUGAACAAAUGGGUUUCUUCUGUCGAAAAAUCCUACCACCACAUUUAUCACGAAUUGACCACUACCUCCCCUUCCGCAGUCGAUGAUAAAAUCCCAACCAAUUGGACCGAGGAGCGAUUCAAGCACAUAAUCAAUUUAAGAGAAGAAGCCCUGGAUAAAGGGCGAGAACUUUGGGCCGAUUUCGUUUGGUUUGUCGACUGUGAUGUUUUCCUGACAAACAACCAAACGCUGAAGAUUAUGGUCAACACGAAUUACCCCGUCGUCGCACCCAUGCUCGACACGCUAAGCUUGUAUUCCAAUUACUGGUGCGGAAUGGGCCUGGACUAUUAUUACCGACGAACCGAUGAGUACAAACCGAUCCGCGAGCGUGAAAACAAAGGCUGCCAUCGCGUCAUAGUCGUCCAUUCCUGUUUCAUGGUUGAUCUCCGUCAAGUCGAAUCCCAGCGGCUCACGUUCAAACCCGAUAAAAUCAACGGCUACAACGGGCCUCACGAUGACGUCAUCACCUUUGCAAUUUCCGGAUAUUGGACUGAUGUUCCAGUGUACAUUUGCAAUCAAAUCAAGUUUGGCUACCUUCUCUCACCACUCGACGAGACUAUGACGAUCGAAGAUGACUACGCCCAGUUGACCAACAUCAUGCUGGAAGCUUCGGUGGACUUCCCAACCAUGUCUGCUCACCAACAGCUGACGGAAUUCGUGACGCCACCAGUCAAAAGCACUCUGGGCUUUGACGAAAUUUUCCUCAUCAAUUUGGAGCGCCGUCCGGAGCGUCGACAACGCAUGGAAUGGUCCCUCAAUCAGCUGGGCCUUCAACACAAAUUGAUCAACGCCGUCGACGGAAAAUCGCUGAAUGAUUCAUAUGUCGCCUCUUUGGGUAUUCGGAUGCUCCCCAACUUUGCCGAUCCUUAUCACCAUAGGGCCAUGACCAUGGGAGAAAUCGGAUGCUUCCUCAGUCACUACGCCAUUUGGCAAGAGAUCGUAGACCGACAACUUUCAUCCAGCAUCAUCUUCGAGGACGACAUCCGCUUCGAAUCCAACUUCGUCAAGAAGCUGGCCGAUCUUGUCAACGAGGUUGAUCGUUUGAAAGUCGACUGGGACUUGAUUUACCUCGGCCGCAAAAGACUCAAGCACGAGAACGAGACCUGGGUGGAGGGCAGCCAACUCUUGGUCAACGUCGAGUAUUCCUACUGGACUCUGUCCUACAUUCUGAGCAAACGCGGAGCCGAGAAGCUGAUCAAGGGCGAGCCUUUCGGCCAGCUGGUCCCCGUUGACGAAUACCUGCCCAUCAUGUUCGACCGGCACCCGGAAAGCCGCUGGAGGGAAGCGUUCCCCAAUCGCAAUUUGAAGGCUUUCUCCAUCGCUCCUUUGCUGGUCUAUCCGACCCACUACACCGGAGAGGCCGGCUACAUCAGCGACACGGAAUCGUCGGAAAUCGUGCCGGACAGUGUCAGAAACGCGUCCGGCAAAGACGCCAAGACGGGCAAAGGUUCCAAGGAAAUUGAAAUCGAAGUCAAGACCCCCAAAGUCGAACUGCCGGCCCUCGGCGAAACCGGGUCGGUCACCGACACCACAAGUGCAUCUUCUUCUUCUUCUUCCACUAUCGAAGAAAUCGGCAAGGAAUUUCAUUCCGAGCUCUGAUGAGUAAUGAUUCGCGCAAUAAUUAAUCAAACGGAUAUACAUCAGAUGAAUGGAAGAGAAAGAAAUCUGACUGUAGCAGCACAUUUCCCUCGUAUAGUAAUGUCAAUUUGAUUUUUUUAAAUCAAAAAAGUUAAAAGAAUUUUUAAAAAAAGGUGAAAUUCCUCCCAAUCCUAUCAUUAGUGUCCUAAUUGGCUAUGCAAAAGUCACACAAAAUAUUUUUUUGUUUAGUCCACAUGAACUAUGUUACUUACCAUACCGACGAUGGAUGUGGGCGAUCCGCUUGAUCCUCCAGUCAUCCAGUUCUGACUCUAUUGCUCCCCUUCUGUUUUGUUUUGUUCUUAUUUCUGCCAUGUCGUCGACGACGAGCUCUGGAGUUCGUUAUUAUGCAAAUUACCUGGGUCUCGAUCCGUUUGACCGUUGCCCAUCUACAACCUGACUCUCUCAAAAGGAAUCUUUUUUAAAAAUUUGAAAUCACGUCAGGACAUCUCAGCGCGUUCAUUGCAGGCAGUGCUUUUAUAUACCAACUGCUUAUACUCGUUCAUUUCUAUUUUAGUGCGUAUGCCAAAACCAAAACUCUGUAUUCGUGUAUAUGACAAACCUGUCCAUCAGCAUCACAUACACUGCAGUACGAAAAAAGACAAAAGCAAAAGAAAAACGAAA
Molecule: messenger RNA, 2755 nt
Organism: Daphnia pulicaria
Lineage: Eukaryota; Metazoa; Arthropoda; Branchiopoda; Diplostraca; Daphniidae
Product: glycosyltransferase 25 family member-like
Exons: 10
Coding region: 224-2095 (623 amino acids)
Molecular function (GO): procollagen galactosyltransferase activity
Source: RefSeq, a predicted model, not a curated record